This is a messenger RNA of Carassius gibelio (silver crucian carp), 2315 nucleotides long. Its product is annotated as b(0,+)-type amino acid transporter 1. The record is from RefSeq and is a predicted model, not a curated record. The transcript is spliced from 13 exons. Gene Ontology annotation, biological process: amino acid transmembrane transport. Bases 510 to 1988 code for a protein of 492 amino acids. Lineage: Eukaryota; Metazoa; Chordata; Actinopteri; Cypriniformes; Cyprinidae. Gene Ontology annotation, cellular component: membrane. Gene Ontology annotation, molecular function: L-amino acid transmembrane transporter activity.
UCUACUUUAGGCUAAUGUUAAUUUCUACUUGUAUACUAACACAUCAGUUACAAAUAAAGUUGAAUAAAUGAAUGUUUAUCAAUGUGUUACGAACAAACAUGAAUAACAAUAAACAUGUAAGUAUGUAUAGGCCUGUAUGUAUUUGAGCAAUGGCUUGUAUUGAGUUAUACUGGUAGAGCUUUGAUCUGAGACUGUUCUGUUCUGUUCUGUAUACUGUAACCCCCUCUUUCCACCAAACCUUAUCAAGUGUCGCUUUCAAAGAAGUAUUGUGUUGGCCAGAGUCUGCUCACCUCUAGCCAAUCCUGGUCCCUCUCCUCCUCCUUAUCACGUUUGCUUCAAUCAGGGUCAGGCUGGAGAAUGACUGAACAUCGAAAGUCCCACCCACUUUUGUUGGCUAUUAAACACAUGGAUUUGGAUAUGGAUCAAAACUUAGGAUAUCUGCUGGAAAAACCGAAUGCUUUGCAGUCUGACUGCACCAAAUUAAGACUGUAGAGUUGACCCUGUGAACGAUGGAUGAAGAUCUGAAAAAGCCGAACACUCACAAUGGGAGCAUCUCGGGUGCACUGGAAGCCAAAAACCAAGAUCAGCCAAAAGCAGCAGUUCUGCAGAAGAAUGUUGGUCUCGUAAGCGGCAUCUGUCUUAUAGUGGGAACAAUGAUUGGCUCAGGGAUUUUCGUUUCUCCCAAAGCGGUUCUGGAGGGGACUGGAGCAGUGGGCCCGUGUCUGUGUGUGUGGGCGGCAUGUGGAGUGCUGGCUACGAUGGGGGCCCUCUGUUAUGCUGAACUAGGCACAAUGAUCAUGAAGUCUGGUGGAGAGUAUCCGUACCUGAUGGAGGGUUUUGGGCCAGUGCUAGCAUACCUAUAUUCCUGGACCACGAUCAUCGUGCUGAAGCCUUCGUCAUUUGCCAUCAUUGCCCUGAGUUGUGCUGAAUAUGCCUCCACACCGUUUUACCCAGGGUGCACUCCUCCUCAAGUGGUUACCAAGUGUCUGGCUGCAGCUUGUAUCUUAAUAAUUACAGCCGUCAACUGUCUGAGUGUGAAGCUGGCCUACAGAGUGCAGAACUUUUUCACAACAGCCAAACUUUUGAUUAUUGUCAUCAUUGUGGUUUCAGGCAUCAUUCUGCUGGCUCAAGGCAAUACACAGAAUCUUAGAGACCCAUUUGCAGGGGCAACAACAUCAUUUGGAGCAAUUGGCCUUGCAUUUUACAAUGGACUAUGGGCUUAUGAUGGAUGGAAUCAGCUUAACUUCAUAACAGAAGAGCUGAAAAAUCCAUACAGAAACCUUCCCCUGGCAAUAAUUAUUGGGAUUCCCCUGGUUACUGUGUGCUAUAUAUUAGUCAACAUCGCAUAUUUCAGUGUCUUGACCCCUAUUGAAUUUCUGCAGUCUCCUGCCGUUGCUGUGACCUUUGGUGACAGAGUGCUGUACCCAUUAUCAUGGAUUGUGCCUUUAUUUGUGGUCUUUUCCACUUUUGGUGCAGCCAAUGGGAGCUGUUUCACCGCAGGCAGGUUGACAUAUGUAGCGGGACGGGAGGGCCACAUGGCUAGGAUCAUGUCAUACAUCAGUGUGAAACGUUACACACCUUCUCCAGCUCUAAUAUUUAAUGGCUUCCUGUCAAUCAUCUACAUCAUGCCAGCAGACAUAAACACUCUCAUUAAUUACUUCAGUUUUGCUCAGUGGGUUUUCUAUGGGCUCACAUGUCUUGCGCUCAUUGUUAUGCGAUUCACCAGGAAGGAUCUUCAGAGACCUGUCAAGGUGCCGAUAGUCAUCCCUGUUUUGGUGGUGAUUGUGUCCUGUUAUCUGGUUCUUGCUCCUAUCAUAGACAAGCCUGAGUGGGAAUACCUGUACUGCACAGUGUUCAUAGUCGGUGGUCUCCUCUUAUAUGUGCCCUUCAUUUACUACAAAUUCAACUGGACUCAGCGCAUCAUGAGGCCACUCACCAUGCAUCUUCAGCUGCUACUGGAAGUUGUUCCACCUGAAAAGACUGAGUGACAGACUUCACACUGGAGGACAGACACAGAUGUAAUAACCAGCAAUGGACAACAGACUGAUCCAUGAAAGAGUGGAUAAAGGGUUCUUAAAGGGAACGUGGAACGAUUUUUGUAUUUUUUUUAUUAUUGUUUCUAAUGCCUGAUGAUCCAUUGUUUGACAGGUAUUUCCUGAGUCACAGCAGUUUUUAUUUAAUUUUUUUUUUAUUUGUGUAUUAUGUGUUAUUAUAUGCACACUUGUUGUACAGAAUAGCAGUGAUAAGCUUAUUGAACUCAAAUUCAUGAAUUGUAAAGAAAUUAACUAUCCAGAGUAAAAUUAUUUUUCCUUGAA